Messenger RNA from Camponotus floridanus (Florida carpenter ant), 4259 nucleotides. Its product is annotated as tonsoku-like protein. Lineage: Eukaryota; Metazoa; Arthropoda; Insecta; Hymenoptera; Formicidae. Gene Ontology annotation, molecular function: protein binding. The transcript has 2 exons. The record is from RefSeq and is a predicted model, not a curated record. Bases 429 to 4190 code for a protein of 1253 amino acids.
UACGCUCCCUAUGUGGCGUACACUACAGAUUUUCAGUACUGGCAAUGAAUUUUGGAACACAGCCCUGGUAGGAGAGGUUAAGUAAUCAUCGUAAUCCCAACCGCAAUCGAGUUCACAACCCGUGAUACGAUUUUUACGAGAUGUCAACCUGGCCACGUGCUUAAUGAUCAAUAUCAAGCGUGAGUCCGAAGAGAAUUAUUUCUUCACAUAUCUAGACACGUUCCACUUGUUUGCAAUCCUGGGAAGGAAUGUCGGAUCACAAUAUUCACGCUUUCGCCUUGGAAUAAUAGAUACGUUAACCUCCUUUUUCAGUAAAUUAUUUAAUUUUCUACGAUAAAGAAUUGAUAUCAUUCUUGUAUUUUAAGGUCUCGAUGAUGGUAAAUUAAGACAGAUCGUUUAUCUAAGUAUAUAUAUAAAAUUUAAACAAGAUGAAUAUCGAGAAACUUAUCAAGAGGAAACAACAUGCCAAACGAGACAACAAUCUCUAUCAGUUGGCCGAAAUCACGAAGGAUCUCGGAGACGUGUACUUUGAAAGUGAGCAACCAAAGAAGGCUCUGCAGGAAUAUACGGAACAGUUGAGCACCUGCGAAACAUUGCGGGACAAGUUGAAUUGUGCGAUAGCCCAUAGAAUGAUUGGAGAGGUUCAUGCGAGCCAGGGAGACUACGAGCAAGCUCUGAUACAUCAAAAUCUACAUUUGGAGGGUGCCAGGAAAAUGAAGAACUCGAUAGAGGAACAACGUGCAUUUGCCACUUUAGGUAGAACUUAUUUCUGCCUAGCUGAAAGCCUGUCAGAUCAUUCGCAGAAACGCAAGGAGGCUUUGACGAAUUCAAAAAUGGCCUAUGUCAAUAGUAUGGAGUUGUGUGAUAAAUUAACAAUGAACGAAAUCAAGCUAGAAGAGAAGAUACUAAUGCGAGCGAGAUUACUGCUGAAUUUAGGAUUAACAUUGGAAGCGCAGAAGGAGACGCAAGAGGCAAUCGAUCUGAUCGAACAAGCCACUAAGUUGUGCGUAUCGAAUAAUUUUCAGGAGGAUUUACAUCGAACGUGCAUUUCCUUGGCAGCUAUAUAUGAACGACAAGGCGAUCAUGAGCUGGCGUUGAGCUACAUUGAAACCGCAAGCACUGUACAAGACGUACGCCUGAAAAACGAAGCGAAACUGUCCAAGAUCGAACUGUUUAUGCGGCUUGGAAAGUGGAUUGAAACGCGUAAAAUAUUGAUUUCUUUAUACACGAGUAAGGGAUUAUCAAGGGACAUGAGACAUCAAGUGGAGAAAUAUUUAAGGAUUAUUGUAACUCUGUGUCGAGCAGAAAAUAAGCUCCUUGUCGAGACUAAUAUUCAAGUCCAGCAACAAUUGUACGAAACCUUGGGCGAUGCGGCGGUUGCCCUGCAAUGCUUCGACAAAGGUGCGGAUUAUUAUCGACGUAUGCUGACCUGCGCCGAGGAAACGGGCGAGCAAAUAAGUAUUUCCUUAGUAAGCCUCGCUCAAACCCUCAAGGAUGCAGGGCGACCUAAGGAAGCCUUACCCUUCGCGCAGAGGGAACUCAGUCUCUGCACUAAUCCUCGAGAGAAAUGUAGAUCGGCGUUAUUUCUAGCAGAUUUGUUAAUAGGGACAAAUGCUUCUGAUGCGGAAAUCCGGGAAUGUUACACCAUGGCUUUGGGUUCGGUGAACGAAAGCGACAAUAUUAAGCUGCAAAGAUCUGUUGUGAAAGAACUCGUCAAUUAUUUGGAAAGCACAAACCAGUUCGAGGAGGCAAAGGGUAUGAGGCAAGAGGCAGGAUUAUCGGAUAAGAUACCAAGCGAUACGGAAAGCGAAGCAGCCUCCGAAGAAAGCGAUCAGAUUGGCGCGGAUAUCUGUUUGGAGGAGCUGUCCGAUCUCGAGGACGAGAUCGAAGGAAAUAUCAGGAGGACGACUAAGAGAAGGGUAGGAACGAUCAAGAGAAACGCGAAGGGAGAGACCCAAUUGCACGUAGCGUGCAUUAAUGGGGACAUUGGGGCUGUCGAGAAACUCUUAUCCUCUGGGCAUCCUACGAACGUUAGAGAUCACUGCGGUUGGUCCCCUCUUCACGAAGCUGCGAAUCACGGCUACGUGGAUAUCGCGGAAUUGCUCCUGAGACAUGGGGCGAACGUGAACGAUCCGGGUGGCAUGUCCUGCAAAGGAGUGACCCCGCUUCACGAUGCCGCUUGUUGCGGGCAUUUUUCGAUGAUACAGCUGCUGAUACAACACGGGGCGAAUGUGAAGCUGAAGACUCACGACAGAGACACGGUGUUGGAUUGUUUAAACGAUUGGAAAGAUCGAGUGGGAGAUUUAAGUCCUGAAGAUUUCGUAGAAUACGACACGAUAUGUAAAAAGCUUUCCGCCUUCAUUCCGGUAAAGAAGAAGCGAAGAAGAUCGAACAACGCUCAGAUAUCGAAUAAGGAGUCUCACUCAGAUAAAGAGUCUGAGAUUGACAAAAUAUCUGCUGGUGAAGAUUAUAAGAGAACGAUAGCGAAUCUGAGGUCUUUCAACAAAGUUAACACAGUUGCAUUCAAAAGCAGUAAUGACGCGCCUUUAGUCAGCGAGGAACAGGUUCUCAUCGACGAUUGGCUGGAGGAUGAUAUCGGUAGUAUAACGAAGAAGAAAUGUACGUCGAAUAAUUAUAUUCCUACAGGCAAAAGAAAGUCCGAUGAAGACAUAGAAGGUACUACGAAGAAAUUUAAGCAAAGAUGUACGCUUCAAAAUGAAGAAUAUCUAAAUACAAGCGAGGACAGUGAUGAAAGUAGCGUUGCUACCGAAAUUAUUCAAUUAUCCAAAAUAUCCAAAAGAGUUAAAAGAAAACGACAGACUUCCCUGAUAACGAAUGGAUUUACCGUGUCUCGUUCACCGUCCCCUAUGAUUCAUGAAUUGCAAUCAUGCUCGCGUACUCCAGCUUUUGAACAACAACAUGAUGCAGAAUACAUACAUUUACGUGUACUCGUUAAGGAAGAUGCGUUUGACCUAAAAGUGGCGGUUUGCGAAGACGAGGGGGAAUUUCUUAACUCUAUCCAAACUUCUGUAGAAUCAAUGUUCUUUCGUGAAACUGCUUGCACGGCCAAAUUAUUGUUGCGACCAAUAAACGGAGACGUAACGGUCACGAGGGAGAGUAUCUUGAAGGUUGCAACGGAGGAAAACGCUAGACUAGAAUGCGAGGUGGUUGAACUGAGGAUACCAUCCAUCGUCGAGCGAUACAGGACCAUCUGCGAUAUUUACAGUUCGAGUCCCCGGGAGAAUGUGUUGAGCUGCUUGAAAUCCUGCGAAAAUACGUCCAUACUUCGCACGAGACCCGACGAUAUCUCCAAAGAACUUAUUGUGCCGUUAUUGAAGACUUUGGGGUAUCAGAGGAACGUUACACUGUUGCAACUAUCAGGCACCGUUCUGGGAAUGGCUGGAGCGCACUUGUACCGGUGUCUCUCGAGUCUCCCAUCCUUGCAGGAGCUCCAUUUAAAGGGCUGCGACAUCGACUUUGCCUGUCUGCGUGAAAUAAUCUCAUUGCCGCCCCAGUUGAGGAUCCUCGAUUUAAGUUACAAUCCAUUAUGUUCGGAGAGUCGCGACGUCCUCAGGGACCUAAUAGCGUCCCUAAAAUACUUGCGGGUCCUCAAUUUGCGCUACUGCAAACUAGAAGACUUUCAUCUUCCGCUCAACAAUCCUAAUCUGACAAGUUGCGACAUUUCAUGGAAUAAAUUGAGCCGCGAUGCGACAAGUUAUUUCUCGAAUAAGCAAUUGUUCGAUUUGAAUCUAUCCAACAUCACUUGCUCCGACAAAUUUGUCUCGAGUUUAGUAGCGGGUACAGUUCUAGCGUCAAACUUGGAGUCGCUAGAACUCUCAUUUUGCGACAUAACAGAUUCUGAUGUAAAGAUUAUUCUAGUAUACUUGCCUAAACUCUCGAGAUUAAUACUUCGCGGAAACACGAAUGUAACUGUAUCGUCUAUAAAUAUAUUAUUGUGUCGUCGACCUACAUUAACUUACAUCGAUGUUAGUGGCUGUAAAGAUAUCGCGAGUAAUCCGGAGGAGGAAUUAAUUAUACAAAAUCCCGAGGUUUGUACGUUACUGGUCAACAUGGAACCGAAUUUCUGUGAUUUAUGGAUUAAACUGUGGCGCGGUGCAGGUACUGUAAUAAAAUUGCCUCAUAAUUUAGCAAUAUUUAAACCAAUAAAACCUUUUGUCGGAAAUCCUUAAAAUUUGAUUUUGAUACAAUAUUGAUAAAUAUAAUUUAUAUAUAUCUAUAUGUAAUAAGUUUGUACAUUU